This is a messenger RNA of Penaeus vannamei (Pacific white shrimp), 2121 nucleotides long. Its product is annotated as lipase 3. The record is from RefSeq and is a predicted model, not a curated record. Gene Ontology annotation, biological process: lipid metabolic process. Gene Ontology annotation, molecular function: hydrolase activity, acting on ester bonds. Lineage: Eukaryota; Metazoa; Arthropoda; Malacostraca; Decapoda; Penaeidae.
AAUAGAAUAGGUCUUGCAUAGUAAUAUUCUAAAGUACAAUGAUAAACUCUUUAUGCAAUGGGCUGCGUGUAAUUCGGUUUCUAGGUCAUGCCAUAGUACCGGGAGACUCGUGGAAGGAAAAGAAAAGCAUGUUAAAAGGAGACACACAUGAAGAAAGGCGGAACUGCAAGACGAGAAAGGAUGAGGAGGAAAAGGAAAGGUAAGGUAGGGAAUUUGGAGAAAGCAUAUGUCAGAGAGCGCAGGGAGAAAAAGAGAAAGGGAUUAGUUAUGCAACGGCAUAGGGACAGGUUUUAGGAGCCCCUUUUUCCACCCUACGCCAAUAGGCCUUCAUCAGCGCCGCUCCCUUCGGCGUUGAAACCGGGGCCGGUGUCUGUAACAGGGCGGGGCGUCUGGUGACCGCCUUCCCGCCUCCCGCACGGCCUUCUGAGGGAUACGCGGCAGCUCCUCUCGCCGGCCACGCACUUCCCUCCGUCUAGUUCUCUCCAUGUGCUCGCGACCGCUCGAUGCUCCGCUGUCCGAGGCUUAGCGGCUAGCGGCUGACUUAGCGCUCGCUAGAGAAAAGUUGAAUUUGUGCCGUUUUCGAUUAGUGAACGAACUGUCAUUCUUAUGUUUUGUUAUGUAUAUCUGAUUUUCGCGUGUGAAUAUGGCUUGAACGAAUACCGUGGCAUCGACGUGGAAAAACAACAACUGUGCUGUGACUGAUUCCUACUGUUAACGAUGUUCGUCAUCCCACUCCAAGGGAUGGCAAUGAUCUUGCUCGCCCUCGUGGGGUCGGCAGCAUCCCCGACCCAAGGAUCUCCGCCGCCCGGGAUGCUGUAUCCUUCGGCGGAGUCCUUCAGCGCCGCCGCCCAGCAGGAGCCCCGAGGACGCCGGCGCAGAGAGGCCUUGCACCCUCACACCUUCUUACUACACCAGAACUGAUCCAGGCGAGAGGGUAUCCGGCCGAGGUGCAUCACGUGAUCUCUCCCGACGGCUACAUUCUGCAGAUGCACCGGAUCCCCUGCGGCCGGAGGCACCUUGUCGAUGAUGGAAGACGUUGCAACACGGGCGGCGGGCGGCGUGUGGUGUUCAUUCAGCACUGCUUGCUUUGUUCCAGCGCCGAUUACGUCAUGAACGAUCCUGACCAGGCUUUAGGUUUCAUAAUGGCGGACGCGGGAUACGACGUCUGGUUGGGAAACACGCGAGGAAAUGUCUACAGUCGACGUCACAUUCACCUUUCUCCAAAUCAGCCCGAGUUCUGGGAUUUCAGCUGGGAUGAGUUUGCAAAAUUCGACAUGCCUACAAUGUUACAGUACGCUAGGGAUGUUACAGGAGUGCCGGUUCUGGACUACAUAGGGCACUCCAUGGGCACUACAGUCUUCUUUGUUAUGAUGAACUACCAUCCACAUAUCAACAAUUGGAUUCGUGUGAUGGGCGGCAUGGCACCCGUCGCCUACAUGCACAAUAAACGGGCGCCCAUUUCAGCUUUUGCGCCCUUCGUAAAUAUUAUAGAUAAAUUCCUCGAGGACAAAGGCUUCAACGAAAUCGCGAGAUCGAGCACAGGGUUCUCCACCUUGGCCUCCGCUGCGUGCUCUCCCACUUCAAUCGUCAGGUUUAUUUGCAAUUUAAUCCACUUCCUUAUCGACGGUCCAACAUCGGAUUAUGUGGAUAAGGAUUACCUCCCGGUCAUCUUCGCUCACACUCCAGCCGGAACUUCUCGUCGGGUCGUGACUCACUUCCUCCAGGUCAUCGCCUCAGAGCGAUUCCAAGCAUACGACCACGGGACGAAGAGGAAUAUUGAGAAAUAUGGGUCAGUGAAUCCUCCCGUUUACUCCCUCAAGAGAGUCAGAGUUCCUGUGGGGAUCUUUUGGUCAGAGAACGACUGGGUUGCUGAUCCAAGGGACGUCUACCAAACGGCGGCUGAGCUCCCCAACGUGACCCUCUACCAGCGUGUUCCGCCCGUGACUUCACCCACACCGACUUCCUGUGGGCGGAGAACGCACGGCUGUUUGUCUACGAUCCCCUGAUGAACUUCUUUGAGAGCUAUCACUAACGCUGGGGAUGCAGUCUGUUUUUUUUUCUUUCUUUCUUUCUUUCUUUCUUUUUUUAUUGUUGGUGCUGAGGAAGGAGUCUGUUUUAUUC